AUGUCUUCAUCAUAUAUACAAAGGCUUGAGCUGGAAAAGCUAAUGAGUAGAGAUUCUUUAAACCAUUUACCAAAUACAGACAAUAAGCAUCGCAAUGAAUCACGAUAUUCCGAUCCUAGAGUUCUAAAUAAUUCCAGAAUAUGUAAAAGCUACUUGGUUGGGAGUUGCCCAUAUGAAAUGCUUCGUGGUACGAAGGAAAAUUUGGGUAGAUGCCCCAGGAUUCACAACAAAAAGUAUAAGAUUAUAUACCAGGCUGCUAAAGAAAGAGGGGAAAGAAUGCCACGUCAUGAUUUCGAGCUUGAUUACUUGCGUGACCUAGAAAGCUUUCUUGAUCAGUGUAAUCGGAAAGCUGCCCAGGCAGAAAAGAGAUUGCAAUCGACUGAAGAGGAAAAAGAGAGCGUGGCAAACAUCACCACACAGAUUGAUGAAUAUGACACAAGGAUAGCUGUCAUAACACAGGAGAUUGAAACACUCACAGAUAAAGGCGAACUAGAGAAGGCAAUUGAUCUUGCGAUUAAACUUAAAUCAUAUAUUUUCCAAAGAGACAAGUUUGCGACGCUUUACUCAACCACACUUGAAAGCAUGAACCAAAGUGCGGCGCAGAAACUUCAGAUAUGUAAAGUGUGUGGAUCCUUUCUUUCUGUUUUGGAUAACGAUAAAAGAUUAGCAUACCACUUCACAGGAAAGCUUCAUCUUGCAUAUGCGGAUAUGCGGGCCACUGUUGAUGAGUUAAAGCAAAAAUUGAGGGUGAAAGAUUGA
Molecule: messenger RNA, 759 nt
Organism: Brettanomyces bruxellensis
Lineage: Eukaryota; Fungi; Ascomycota; Pichiomycetes; Pichiales; Pichiaceae
Exons: 1
Coding region: 1-759 (252 amino acids)
Biological process (GO): mRNA splice site recognition
Cellular component (GO): U2-type prespliceosome; U1 snRNP
Molecular function (GO): mRNA binding
Source: RefSeq, a predicted model, not a curated record